Hirsutella rhossiliensis is the source of this 3612-nucleotide messenger RNA. RefSeq names its product cell wall biogenesis protein Mhp1. The transcript is spliced from 3 exons. Gene Ontology annotation, cellular component: perinuclear region of cytoplasm; cytosol; nucleus. The record is from RefSeq and is a predicted model, not a curated record. NCBI's taxonomy places the organism in Eukaryota, Fungi, Ascomycota, Sordariomycetes, Hypocreales, Ophiocordycipitaceae. Gene Ontology annotation, molecular function: GTPase activator activity; small GTPase binding. Gene Ontology annotation, biological process: nucleocytoplasmic transport; activation of GTPase activity. Bases 1 to 3612 code for a protein of 1203 amino acids.
AUGGAGCAGGUUCACGGCGUCGACGUCAGCUGGAUGACCCGCGGCUCUCCUAGAGACAAGGUCAGCAGAUCGCCAUCAUACUCGUCGCCGCCCAAGACGCCGGCUCCCGCGCAGCUACGAUCACUUCCUUCUCCCGUCUCGAACCCGCGCAAUCCCGCCGGCACGGCCGAUCCAUCAGCCAACGUCCAGGCCAAUGGCCAACCCGAACCCAACCCCUCCAGCGGCUCCUCCACGCCCAGGAGGCUUUCGCGAUCCGGCUCGAUAGACCGACUGGUCGGGUCCAACCCCAGUCCACCGCAGCGUCGCAACUCGUGGUUCUCCAACAUCUCGGCAAAGUUCACCGGCUCCAACAACUCGCCCCCGAGCCAGUCGCCGACACCCCAACACACAAAUAAUCACCUUCAAAUUCAGGAGCAGGCCCUGUCCGCCCAGAGCCAAGAGUCGCAGGCCUCGCAGCAGAACCAGUCUCAGCAGCAAUGCGCCAACCCCGCAGACGAACCACCAGUGCCCAAGUUUCACCUGGCCAGGAAUGCCGUAUUGCCACAUGCCCUGAAACCCGAAGGGAACGGCCCCUACACGCCGGCUCCUCCCAAGUCUGGUCAAGCCGGCAUCCUCGGUGUCUUCAGGCGGCUGUCGACGUCUGGGGGCAACGGCCUCGCGAGCGGGAAACUAGGCCAUGGCCUCGUCGAGCGCGUGACGCUCAACGUCGACCAGAACAGGGAGAGAUGUCCCAUCGCCGAGCUCAAGGACGCCAAGCUUAGGCGAGUGGCGUUUUGCGUCGACGUCGAGAUUGCGCCAAUGCCCAAAUACGCCGACCUCGACGUGGCGCACAAGCCCACCAACAAAGUCACGAGGAAGAAGCUGACGGAGAAGGGCGAAGGCGAGGCGCUGAAGAACCCCAAGGCUUUCGAUGCGCCAAAGGAAGCCAGCGGCAAUACCAAAAGCCAGAGCGAGCCCGUCCCCGAGGAACUCGAGGCUCCGGGAACCCACGCCAACGGGUCGCUCGUCAACGGCGCCUCACCCCUUGCGGAGCACGACAAGGAUACGACCAAGAAAAAGGAAAAGAAGAAGAAGAGCGAGGAGGAGCGGAAGGCCAGGAAAGAGAAGCGCCGCCGACUCGCCGAGGACAAUGGCUCCGUUCCGAUGGAAAUAUACUACGACAGCAGCGACUCGUCAUCUGAAACCCUCAGCGGCACCGGAACACCCUGCACCAAGACGACGUCGCAGCCCACCACGAACCCGACGAGGAUAUACCGCCGAUGCUGCCAGCUGCGCGAGACACCGAUUCUCAAGAAGAUUACCGAGCAGCUCACGGACACUACCAACUCCUGCCCCUCGACGGGCGUCAUCAACCGAUUGGACUUGACCGACUACUGGCUGCAGCUGCCGGACCUCAUCACGCUGGGCGACUACCUCGCCGUGGUGCCGGUCAAGGAAAUCGUUCUCGAGAACUGCGGCUUGGGCGACGAAGGGCUACGGGUCAUCCUUGCGGGCCUCUUGGCCGCCACGCGACCGGCCAGCUCGCGGCGCAAGAAGCCGAGGCACGAGCUCGAGGAGCAAGGGGGCGUGGUGGAGCGCGUGGUGCUCAAGAGCAACAAGCUCGGGCCGGACGGCUGGAAGCACAUUUCGCUGUUCCUUUACAAGUGCAGGUCGUUGAAGUAUCUCGACAUUUCACAAACCGCGUUUCCCAAGCAAGCCCCGUGCAACAACAACGGGCCCCUUGCAAACGGCAGGCAAAUCCCCCGGAGCAUAUCCGACGUCUUUUCCAAGGCCAUCGCGGACCGCCCGGGAGGAUCGACGCUCGAGAUGCUCAACAUUGGCGAGACGGAGCCCAGCAUGGACCAGCUGAGCACCAUCAUGGAUGGCGUCAUCAAAUGCGGCGUCGGCAGACUGGGUCUCGCCCAUAACCGCCUCGACGGGCAGGGCGUGGCUGCCGUGGCCCGGUACCUCGCCGCCGGGAAAUGCGAAGGGCUGGACCUGGGCGGAAACGACCUGAGGGAUCACAUGGAGGCGAUUGCGGGCGCCAUCAGCGACAAGACUCCCCUUUGGGCGCUGAGCUUGGCCGGUUGCAACCUCGACCAAUCGUCGCUGUGCAAGAUUGUGCCGUCGCUGGUCAGGCUGGACAACUUCCGGUUCAUUGAUCUGUCCCACAAUCACGACUUGUUCCAGUCGAAGCCCAGUGUCGUUGGCUUGUUGCGAAAGUUUCUCCCGCACAUGGAAAACUUGAAGCGCAUCCACCUGCAAGACGUCAACAUGACUUCGGAGCAGGCCAUAGCGAUUGUCGAGGUGCUGCCCGAGGUGCACAGGCUGGCUCACAUCAAUCUGCUCGGAAACGCGGCGCUGAUGAAGCUGGCGGACGCCCAGACGGAAGAGGCGCAGGAAGAGGCGUGUGCACUGUACGCGUCGCUGCUGGCCGCGUCGAGGGUGUCGGAGAGCCUGAUAUGCGUGGAUAUCGAGGUACCCGGGGACGAGGCGGGAGAAAUCGUCAAGGCCAUGGCCAAGCAGGUGGUGGCGUACUGCCUCCGCAACAUGGAGCGGCUGCCCGACACAAACAUGGGUGCGGCGGCGGCAUCGUCGGCCAUGACGGAGACGCAGAGCGAGGUGCGCGAGUGCAAGGCGGCGGCGUACUCGGACGUGCUCGCGCACCUGGUGGGCCACGACGUACUGGACGAGACGGGCAAGGAGGCCGACGACGACUCGGCUCCCGACGAGGACUAUGUCAUCGGGGGCACGGGCGUGGUCAAGGCCCUCCGGUGCUGCCUCGAGAACCGCGGUGACGAGUGGAGCAGGCAAGCGGCGGAGGCGUCGGGCGAGCGGGACAAGGGCUCGGCGCCGGUGCAGGCCAGCCUGGCGACGGGCGGAAAGGCCAAGGACAUGUCGAAGCACCUGUUGGCGGGGGCGCGCAAGAUUCGCAUCCGGCUGCAGCCGGCGUUGACCAAGGCCAGGGCGAACCCGAGCGACGAGCAGAACCUACGAAAGUUCACCUUCUUGGACGAGACACUGCAAGGCAUCAUCAAGCGAUUCGAAGACGAAUUCCCCGACACGCGAGAGCACGGGCCGGCGGCGACGGGCGGGGAGGCAGCGAGCACGGCGGCAGCGGCUGCUGCGGAGGGGGAACCGACGUCGACGUCGGCGGCGGCGGGGACAGACUCGGCGGUGGCGGUGUCGGACGGGGAAGACGAGUCGGAGAUCCACGCGCCCAAGGCGGUGUCGCAGUCGAGCUCCAAGCUGUCCAAGGUGCAGGCCGAGGAAGAGGGCCGGGUGCUACGGGCAGGCCACCGGUUCAGGUCCGGGUUUGUGCGGCAGGAGCAGCUGGAGCUCCUCAACACGAUCGACGACAUCGGGGCGCACCCCAAGCACGCGCAGAUGCUGGAGGAGCUGGCCGAGGACCUCGGGGGCGAGAUGCUGGACAAGGUCAAGGAGAAGGGGGCGGUGCGGGCGUUCAAGGAGGACAAGGAGGUGCUGUUCCGCAGCAUGAAGGAGAGCGACCCGGACCACUGGGAGCGGUUUGUCGAGUCGCAGCACAAGGCGCGGGCCAACAUCCGGGUGUCGUCGAGCGAGAGGGCGGGCGAGGCCGGGCCGGCGGGGGAUGAGAGUGCCAUUGCCGACUGA